Molecule: messenger RNA, 312 nt
Organism: Penaeus chinensis
Lineage: Eukaryota; Metazoa; Arthropoda; Malacostraca; Decapoda; Penaeidae
Exons: 4
Coding region: 1-312 (103 amino acids)
Source: RefSeq, a predicted model, not a curated record
AUGCCUAGGUAUUCUCUCUUCUGCGAAGUUUUGUCCUGUGUGAAGUCCAAGGAUGUUGUCCCUAAAAUUUAUACUGUACCGAACCUGAACGAAUGUAGUUCCGAAUUUCUUAAGAAUACAGGCCGUGUCGGUGAGGUGUGCAUAUUUUUAACUGAGAGAGCAGCGGUACAACCUUCUAAGAAAAGAAGGUUAUCAUCAUCCCGGAAACACACGACUAUUGAUAUAUGUUCCCCGGGCCAUCGAUUGAUGUCGGUUUCUGUUUGUCACCUGAAUAAAAUAAUAAACAUCUGUUCUAGUUUUAUGGUCCUUUGA